AUGUUUUCUGCAAAGUACUACGACAAUCCGUUCGCGGACAGCGACGACGACAUCUGCUACGCCGAAAUCAUGUCGGAUGGUGAUGACGGCGGCACCGCCGCCGACGCUCGGCCACGUUUCCCGUCCAUUUCCCCCACCGCCGCCUUCAACUCAGCGUGGCGUGGCAGCAGUGAAACGGCGAAGAGUGGAUGCUUGGCCAGCAUGGAGAUCCCCCUCUCCACAGUGCACGGCUCGCGGCGCGGCAGCACACAAGCAGAUAAUCUGGAGUACGAAGCGUACAUUGAACUGCUCUGCGCUGAACUGAUGACAGCCAACGCCGACAACAACCGCCUGGCAGCCACGCAGAGCAAACUGGAGUCGCGCGUGCGCAAGUUAUCUUUCGAAAAAGAGAAUGCCGAGCGGCAGAUGCACCAAGAGAAGGAGCGUAACCGCGUCUUGGCGGACAAGGUGUCGGCGUUAGAGGAGGAGCUGAAGCUGAUGAUGGUACGCGCCAGCUCUGCAGCGCACCGCCACGGUGCCAUGUCGCUCGAGACGAGCAGUCUUCACACUUCCACAAGCCCUGAAAGACCGUCCGCUGCAGCACCACGAAUGCGGCGACGCGACCCCAACGCCUCCCAGGAGCAGUUUAUAGCACCCGACACGUCCUUUGAGCAGCCACGCCGCCUCGAGCUGAGCCCGUCAGCCGCAUGGCGUGCGCCGUCAGCGGACGGAAGUUCCAGCCUCCGUGCCCUGGAGCAAAUACACCACGCGCAAGCGGUGUACGCUACCUUCCGUGGUGGCUCGUAUGAUCGGCAUGGCGAGCCAAUCAUGACAACGGCGUUGCCCCAGAGAGGGCGUACAGGCUACGAGCCACGCGGCGAGGCGCCGUCACCCCUUGGUCAGCAGACGCGGUGCAGUCAGCGAGGGGCCGCCGCGGCAUAUGAAAUCACCCUAGCCCAGCAGCAGGCUCGGAAGGAGCAGGCGGCCGCGGCACAGGAGCUGGAGGCGCACCUGCGCGAGCACAGUCAGCAGCGCGACGAACUUAUGAAGCAACUAGAGCGUCUCGAGCGCACACGCACCCGUACGGUGGCGGAUCGCAAAAAAAAGGCGGCCGUCGAACGCGACCUCGAGGCGGAAGAAAAGGUCAUUGGCCAAAUUCGACUCGAGCUGCGCUCCCGCUCCGCGCUGCUACGUUAG
Messenger RNA from Leishmania braziliensis MHOM/BR/75/M2904, 1176 nucleotides. RefSeq lists its product as hypothetical. The transcript has a single exon. NCBI's taxonomy places the organism in Eukaryota, Euglenozoa, Kinetoplastea, Trypanosomatida, Trypanosomatidae. The coding region runs from base 1 to 1176 and encodes 391 amino acids. The record is from RefSeq and is a predicted model, not a curated record.